Messenger RNA from Caenorhabditis bovis, 1077 nucleotides. NCBI's taxonomy places the organism in Eukaryota, Metazoa, Nematoda, Chromadorea, Rhabditida, Rhabditidae. The record is from the annotation of a GenBank genome assembly.
AUGAUGAACAUCAAUGACACCAGCGAGAUAUUGACGCUGGUGUCGGAAAAUAUGAAGCGCGAGAACGAGAAAGAAUUUCCGUCGCACGAAACGCUCCCGAAAAGCGAGAUUCGUCAAGCGUCGUCGAAAAGCACAAUGCAUCAUUUGGUCCACAUCGCGAGGCCCGUUAUGACAUUCGCCGUUGGCAAUCAUCAACUCAAACGCGUCAAUCGCGAUAUCUAUUCACCAUUUGAGCUUCUCUAUCGCCUCGUUGAGCAUGGCCCAUAUUUCUAUCCGAUUUCGGCGAUUGAGCUUCUCGAGCUUUUUGAGGAAACGUCGAACACAUUUUCCGCGGAUCCAUCGCUUCUCGAGUUGGACGGCGAGAUCACCGUAAUUGGUGAUCUUCGGGGCAAAUAUGAGAAUUUGCAUCGAUGGCUUCAACUCACUGGCUGGCCGCCGAGAAAUCGAUUAUUGUUCCUCGGCGGAAUAAUUGAUAGCGAUGAGACGGGAUCGAUUGAAUGUCUGGCGCUGAUUUGCUGUUUGAAGAAUUGCUUUCCAGAGCACGUGUUCAUUCUACGCGGCGCUCCAGAAACCCUCCAAUUCUCAACGGCUCAACGAUUCCAUCCGAAGAUCUCUGAAGCAUUGGCUUCAUGUGUCAAAAGAAUGUGCGCUCAAAUGCCAUUUUCGGCAAUUAUUGGCAAUUCGAUAUUGGCGGUUUAUAGCGGUGUUUCGCCAUUGGUGAAGGGCAAAUCGAACCUUCGCAAUUUGCAUCGACCCGCUCUUCCAUCAUCUUUAACUCAACUCGAGAAUCAUUUGAUAUUCAAUCAGCCUUCAAAUAAUGUCAGAAUGUACCGACCGCAUAUGAAGAGUCGCGGCGAUUGGUUUGGCAGACAGGCGGUGAAGCUUUGCUGUAAAAGCGUCGGUGUCUCAAUGAUUGUUCGAGGUCAUUCGUGCUUAAGAAACGGCUACCUACCGUGUUGGCGACAUCGCCUCAUCAAUCUCUGGUCGUCGCCCGGCAAGAAUUCCGACGUCGGUGCCGUUCUGCACAUCGCCGCCGACCUCAAAGUCACCCCAAUCCUAAUGAAAGCCGAGUAUUGA